GUCACGUGACCGUCAGGCGGGAUCAGCUGACAUUAUUAGCCUGCUAGCUUCUCCUUUCGACGCUCCUCCGCUAGAUAGCUCUCCCUCGGCCAUUAGAACGCCUUUUAUAUCUUCUCUGGCCUCUUAUUUCCACAAGUGAGACAGGGCUCGUUCGCUUGUCUGCUCGCACUGCGCCGAAUCGAUGCUGCUGGAGUGGAUGAUGAACGGACACGCCAUUCUUUACACCGGCCUGACUUUGGCCUUCUGGACCACCAUCCUGGUCGUCGGUUUAUGCUACACUAUAUUCGAUCUAGGAUUCCGCUUUGAUGUGGCAUGGUUCCUCACAGAAACCUCACCCUUCAUGUGGGCCAAUCUGGGCAUCGGCUUGGCCAUCUCGCUGUCUGUUGUGGGAGCAGCCUGGGGAAUCUACAUCACUGGCUCCAGCAUCAUUGGAGGAGGUGUCAAGGCUCCCCGAAUUAAAACCAAGAAUUUAGUCAGCAUCAUUUUUUGUGAAGCCGUUGCCAUCUACGGCAUCAUCAUGGCCAUUGUCAUCAGCAACAUGGCCGAGAACUUCAGUGGAACGACUCCUGAGACCAUCGGGGCCAGAAACUACCAAGCUGGUUACUCCAUGUUUGGGGCGGGUCUGACUGUGGGCUUCUCCAACCUCUUCUGUGGCAUUUGUGUGGGCAUCGUGGGCAGCGGGGCGGCGCUGGCAGACGCCCAGAACGCCAGCCUCUUCGUCAAAAUCCUCAUUGUGGAAAUCUUCGGGAGCGCCAUCGGCCUGUUCGGUGUUAUUGUAGCCAUUUUGCAGACGUCAAAAGUAAAGAUGGGCGACUAGAAGAAGUGUCGGCGACACCAGGAGGUGGACGACUCCGCUGGAAAAUAAAAUGGAUCAUUGUGUAAAUACAGCAUAAAUUAUUUGAAUGUUCUCUCCGCUGUGUAUUGUUUUCACCAUUAUUUAAAAGAAGAGGUGCACAAACUGUGUGUCGUACUGAAUGGUGGUUUAAAAAAACCCACACGAGACAGUAUUUGACGUGUGUGUGUGUGUGUGUGUGUGUGUGCGUGUGUGUGAGUGUGUAUGUGUUCCUGUGAUGUGCAUGUUGUGUUCAUGACUUGCCUGGUCUGUUCCUUUUCUUUCCUGUUGAGCCUUCAUCUUAACCUGAAGACUUUUUGCAAGAAAAGAUGAGAUGAUGGAGUUGUGAUUGUUUACAGCUAUGUCCAAAUUUGCAUAAAAGUUAGAAUAGUGUAAACAUCCAUUUUUGAAACCUUUUUUCUUUUACAAAUGUCCAUCAUUACAUGCAGAACUGUACUUAAUUGUUUUGUACUUAAUUUUGUACAUCAAUAUUAAUUCCAAUUGAUCUUUAGCAUUGUUUUGUGUUAUUGUCAAAUAAACUUUAGUUUUGUGGCUGCUUUUGUAACUUUUUAUUUUAUUUCUCUUCAUUCUUUAUGCUGUCCUAAUUGGACAGACCAGGCUAAUGAACUACCUAACUAAUGUAUGACUUCCCAACCUUUGGUCCUUGAUUAGUUUUUUUAUUUUAUUUUUUUUAAUCAAAUUCAUGUUGUAUAGCCUAUUAAGUCACGACUGUGUGUGUGUGCGUUAUGUUGACCUGGUGAUGAGAAAGUACAUGUGAAAUCUACAACAAAUCUAACCUUUAUUGUGUCUUCAUAAAUGUUUGUGGAUAUUAAAUAAAAGUGUAUAAAUUGUCUCAACCUGAGGAUUAUGAACAUGCAGCAUUCAACAGCAUCAUCUUGAGGGCGACAAAUGUAAAUAUUAAUAAAUGCAAUCAAUUAUUUUGAAA
This is a messenger RNA of Nerophis lumbriciformis (worm pipefish), 1778 nucleotides long. Lineage: Eukaryota; Metazoa; Chordata; Actinopteri; Syngnathiformes; Syngnathidae. The record is from RefSeq and is a predicted model, not a curated record.